Molecule: messenger RNA, 2811 nt
Organism: Callorhinus ursinus (northern fur seal)
Lineage: Eukaryota; Metazoa; Chordata; Mammalia; Carnivora; Otariidae
Gene: RAB3D
Product: RAB3D, member RAS oncogene family
Molecular function (GO): GTPase activity; GTP binding
Source: RefSeq, a predicted model, not a curated record
CCGGGUGGCUGCGGGCAGCGGCGGCGGUAGCGGCGGCGGCUGCGGGGUCGGUGUCGCGGCUGGGUUUAGGCUGCAGCGAUUUCGGAGGAGGAACGCCCGUGGGCAGCGCCCCCCCCCACGCGAGGUGACCCCUUCCGAGGGACCGCACCCCGCCCCGCACCUCCGCGUCCCAGCAGGGCGCCAGCCGCCCCCCCCUCCCCCGGAGGCUCUCUGCCAAGAUGGCAUCAGCCGGAGACCCCCCAACAGGCCCGCGGGAUGCAGCCGACCAGAACUUCGACUACAUGUUCAAACUGCUGCUCAUUGGCAACAGCAGCGUGGGCAAGACGUCCUUCCUGUUCCGCUAUGCGGACGACUCCUUCACACCUGCCUUUGUCAGCACCGUGGGCAUCGACUUCAAGGUCAAGACGGUCUAUCGCCAUGACAAGAGGAUCAAGCUGCAGAUCUGGGACACGGCGGGCCAGGAGCGCUACCGCACGAUCACCACAGCCUACUACCGCGGAGCCAUGGGCUUCCUGCUCAUGUAUGACGUUGCCAACCAGGAGUCCUUCACCGCCGUGCAGGACUGGGCCACCCAGAUCAAGACCUACUCCUGGGACAAUGCUCAGGUGAUCCUUGUGGGGAACAAGUGUGACCUGGAAGAUGAGCGGGUCGUGUCUACUGAGGAUGGCCGGAGGCUCGCCGAUGACCUUGGUUUUGAGUUCUUUGAGGCCAGCGCCAAGGAGAACAUCAACGUGAAGCAGGUCUUUGAGCGCCUGGUGGACAUCAUCUGUGAGAAGAUGAAUGAGUCGCUAGAACCCAGCUCCAGCCCGGGGAGCAAUGGGAAAGGCCCGGCCUUGGGAGAUGCCCCACCCCCUGAGCCCAGCAGCUGCAGCUGCUAGAGAUGGUCCCCAACCCCUGCCCACCCCUUCCGGCCUUGGCAGGGACUGUGACUGAGGCAUGAGCCACAAGGGCUGUUUCCAAGCUCAGGGCGCCCCCUUCCCUCCCGUCAGCUGCCCCGUCUCCCGCAUGACCUCUGACUUGCCCGAGCAGCCUUAUCACAAGCUCCAGACCCUGGGGAUUCUGCAUUGCGGGCAGAGUCUGGGUGCGUUGACGUGCACGAGCUUGCUGCUUUUCAGGAAUUCUAAUGGAGGGAGCAUGGGCAGCAUGUCCCACCCCGUCUGGUGGAGGGGCCUCCACAGUGCCUUCUGGGGUUAGAACUCUUGUCCUUGUCCAUUCUGUGUUGGGGUAUUGCCUGGCAUUCACAAGCUGGUCGAAGAUGCUUCGUGGUCUUCCUCCUGCAGUGUGGGUCCUCAGAGUUCAUCCCUGGGGAGGUGGAAGGUGAGUCCUUUCUCAGGGUCCCCUGGUGUGGUCCCAGGCCCACUCAUGAACCUCCUCGGGCCUCAAGCUUCCAAGGUGGGGAGGUGAUUUUAGCCUUUACAGACCCUUCCCUACCGGCCUGUAGAUCCUGUGCCUGUGAAAGCAGUAUUAAAGCAGCUUUUCCCAUAGUAAAGGGGCAGGAAGACAGAGGCCCACACCCUCCACCGGCUUCAGGGACCCCAGAAGUGCCUUCUGAGCUUCCCCAGGAUUCCACAUCACCCACACCCCCGCCACUGUUUUGGCUUAUCCACCGCAGCAUCUCUGAUCCCUGGAUUGAAUUCUGGAACCAUGGGCUGCAUCAGACUGGGCGGAGAAUGGCCCAACCCGUGGCGUUCCUGCUCGGGACUUUUUGCAGGGAGUUAAUCUCAGAGCCAGGAGCCCCGGACCUCCCGCCCCUUCCUGCCUCUCCCAGGCCCCAUUUAGCUGGUGAUGUUUUAAGCAAGGUCUUUCCACAUCUUCCAUCCUGCUAGAAAAGGAAAUUGAGCAAUGUUCCUAUCACCUGCUCUUGCUGGUGACUUGCCAAUAGAAGGACUCGGGCUCCUACCCAUCAAGGACCCUUGAAGACCCAGAGUCCUAUUUCCUGAGCCACGUCAUUGGUGGGGCCCAGACAGGUGAUGUUUCCUGCUAAGGGAGGAGUGAAUCUAAGGGAGGCUAUAGGGUUGGGCUGAAGGGGCAAGAAAGCAGGAUUGGGUAAUUACUGUUGCUACAUGUGUUUCACGGACACAGCUUGGGAGUGGCAGGCUGAUGGGGAUGGGCUGGGAAUCAGUCUCCCUGGUUGACACACGAUCGGGGAGCCCACAAGGCUGGGGUCCCCAGCUGGCGGGGGCUUCUGCUGGGAGAUUAUGUGCAGUCGGGGGAUCUCCAUCUUGCUCUCCACCCCCCCCACCCAGCUCAGUGUUCUUCCUGCCCACCCAAGGGCCAAACUCCAGUGGCAUGGCACCCAUUUGUGCCCCAGAAUACCAACUAACAUCCAUAAUUUGACAGACACUGUGAAGAUGGUCUAAACAGAUGGUUUGUGUACGCCCCCAGCCCCUGCCACCAAAAUGACUUGCUGUAGCCCUUAAAGAGCUCAGCCGCCUCCUCCUGCAAGUGAGGAAGAUCUGGUUCAAGUGGAACUUCGCUCUUAACCUUUACAGAAGCUCUACUUCGAAUUUAUUUCUAGAGAGCCACAUUCAUCCCUUACCAAGCGCUGCCCUUAGAGCUCCAGAGUGAGGGUAUCUGUGAGCCAGCAAGCCAGAUGACUGGUGAAAUGGACAAGUUUCUGGAAACAUACAGUGAGUUUGGGGAAUGUUUCGGGGGCAGGAGUCAAAAAUGUUAGUUGUGUUAACAUAAAGGGGAAAUGAAAGGAGCUAUUAACAAAACAAAACAAAACAAAACCUGUUAAGAUGCACCAUAGGCUGUCAAGAUUCUGUGGGCCACCCCAUUUUCCUUAAGCUGCUUGCCAAAAAAAAAAAA